AUGUCCGCGCGGAUGACAACGUACGCCAGCGUGACCUUUGAUCCUCAUGGUGUUUCAAUGAACCUGACGACGGCAUCAGCUGCGGGUGCGGAGUCUUCGGCAGAGAUUGAGCAACUCCGACAGAAGCUGUCGUUGGGUCUGCAAUGCCAGCCAGAGCUGCGGGAGCUGCUCGAGCUCUGCGGUGAAAGCAAUGCAUGGACGGUGGAGGAGGCGAUGCAGCGACCACACACGAUCACCACCAUCGAGCUCUUCCUCCUCCAGGUGCCCCGUGUGCCACUCGUGCAGUCCUUUCCCAACCUGGUGACAGUGAAGUUCAUGAGCAUCGGCCUGGAGUCGAUGGCCGACUUUGCCUCACUCGCCCACGUCGAGGAGCUGUGGCUGUCCGACAACGACAUCCGCGUGAUCGAGGGCUUGGAUAAGAUGACGCGGCUUCGGCGCCUGUACCUGCAGGGCAAUCGCAUCGAGUCGCUCAAUGGGCUGCCGCCGCUGCGCCACCUACGCGAACUGUGGCUGUCGCGUAAUCGGCUGUCCGCUCUCACCCACCUCACCCCUCUUCGAAAACUACGCUCGCUCUACGUCUCCUGCAACCCGCUGGAGAGUCUCGAGAACGCGUUCUCCAAAGACAUGUCACACUUGCACGAGGUGAACCUGAGCGGAUGUCACCUCAGCUCCAUCACUGAGCUCCGCCACCUCCAGCAGCUCCCCUGUCUGCGAAACUUGUGGCUGCUAGACCCGCUCUUUGGCGACAACCCGAUCUGCCGCCUCAACAACUACGUGACUCUGGCCAUCUCCAUGCUGAGCUCCCUCGACAUCCUCGACGGCAACUUUGUCACGUCGGAGCAGCGCUCGGUCGUGGAGUCAGUGCUGCACAGGAAGCAGUUGUACUACGCCAUGCGGACCCAGAUGCUGGACACCCAGAUCACACUUCUUGCGCGUCACGCCGAGGCCUGUGCGCUCCGUCACACCCGGGACUCCGGCAGGGCGUUGCUGAAGUUGAAGUCCUGCGUGCAACCGAUCGAGCACGAGCUGGCUGAGCGGGCCAUCUAUCACCUGGAUGACAAGCACGGCGCCGGCGGCAGCAGCGGAUCGCUCUGCGCAGUGGUGGCCGGCAAAGACAAGAGCGGCGACCACGCCGACGGAGCCCCGCUUGUCGUGCCGACGGCAACCCUUGAAGCGCUCGGACGGCAGCUGUCGCGUGCGAUCGGCACCCGCGAAGUGCAGGAGCGCAAGACGAUGCUGAAGCUGGCGGAGGCAACACAGGCGGCAAAGUUGCAGGCGCAGCUGUUGAGGGAGCGCUUCGCCGUGGAACUGCACACUGCCGGCAAUGUUCGCCUCGAGAACCUCUCACCCGGUCAUGAGGCGUACGUAGCCGCCGUAGAGCUCGUUCAGGAGCGCUUCGACAGCGCCAUCUUUGGCGAGCGCUGUGGGAUUUCGGGGGUGGAGGUGACGUGCGUGCGGCGCAUCCUGAACCGCGGCCUCCGCCUGCGCUUCGAUGACCGGGUGAAGGAGCUGCACGUCGACUUGGCGAACCCGCAGCUGCGCAACCGCUUUGUGGGCUUAUUCGGUAUUGUGCCCGUGACCCAGCAGGCCCAGAGCGCUUGCCUGCAGCACGUGCUGCUGAGCGGAAUGGCAGCGCGCCUCGGAGCGCCAAGCGAAGACAGCAAGAAGAGCGGCGUCGCGAGUCAGGCGGGUAGCACGCUGUACCAGCCCGUGCCCGCAGAGGAAGGCGUGCCCCUUACAAACAGCCUUUUCUACGCCGAUGAGGAGCGGCUGUUGAGCUGCUGUGCCACCACCGGCGGAGCGAACCGUGGCUGUGAGUCAUCGCCGCUUGUCUCGCAGCAGAGCUACAGCACUGCCCCGCUCUCGAGUGGGAGUGAGGCGAGCACGCUGUGCCGCGGUCAGGUGGUGCUCUAUCGCGUGUACCUCGGCAAGACGGUGCACGCCCUCGGUGGCGGCGGCUGUGUAGGGCGCUCCACAUCGCCGCCCGCCUCCUUCCUGAAGCAAAACGGGCGUGUGUGGCGUAAAGACUAUGGCGCUGACACCUGUGCCGCCUACCGCCUCCUGCCAAGCACCGCCACCGCCACCACCCAAGCAGGGGAGAGCGGGAGUGCCAGUGCCCAGUCGUUGCCGUCGCCGUACAUGUGGUACUGCUUCGACCGCGCUCUUCUCCUGCCAGACUGCGUUGUGGAUUACACGUAUAGCAUGCAUAAUAGCCCUCUCACGCAACCCUCGCGAUCACCCACGCCAGCAGGCGGCGGAGCGUCGUGGAUGAGCCGGGCAGAGGCUAUGACGUUGCUCACCGGGCUCCCGCUGCCGCCGAUGGUGGCAUGCGAAGCGAGCAGUGCUGACGCGGACGACAGUCAGCAGAGUGACAAGGGGAUGGACGCCCUCGAGGAUGUCCUACACUGCGGCGAGCCGCUGCUGCAGUUUAUUCGCUGGUGCAGUCCGCCCAGCAAGCACGCGCGCUCCCGCGGCACUGCCUCGCACGGCAACACCCUGCAGCAAGUGGCCGAAAUGGAGACGAACGAGGCUCUGGCGAGUGCGCACAAGGUCCUGGGAAAGGCUUGCAUGGCGCGCCUUCUGAGAAACGGUGCGGUGGACGACAGUGCGGAUGGGGGCGAUGAUCGGAGCAAUGGCGCUGCCGCCAACCCGCUGCAAGCACGACAUGUAGAAGAGUAUGCGGCACAGAUGUGCGUGAACGGGGCACCCCUGUCGUUGUGCGUACUGCGCAGUAGAGGCAUCACAGCUGUCUUACAGGAUUUCGCGUCGCCCCUCUGUGCGUCCAUCACUACGUUGGACCUGGCGCACAACCGAAUCACCUCGGUCUCGUGGUUCGCCUUGGCUAAAGAAGCGCCACAGCUGCAGCGGCUCAACCUCAGCAGCAACGCCCUUUCUCAUCUCCACCUCGACGGCAGUGCUUUGCCCUCACUGCGGUUUCUAGACGUGAGCAGCAACGAACUCGUGAGCGUGACCGACUUCGCGGCGAUUCGCACGACUGCGGGGGCGCUGGAGGAGCUUGUCGUAUACGGCAAUCCGUUUCUGCGGAACGCUGAUGGGCAGGAAGCUGAGGCGCGCCUUUGGUUGUACUUGCUCCCGCCGCCAACCUCAGCGAUGGCGAUGGCGGCAGGCGGCAGCCCGGCCAUUGUGAAGCUGAACGCGCACUCCAUUGGGACGUACCCCGGCACUUUGGCUUCCCAGCGAUUUCGCCGCGCCUGUCUGCUGCCAGGAGGACGCGCGACCCCGCAAAUGACCCGCGUCACCGCCUGCCUUGUGAAGUCCGUCCAGCAGGACGAAGCGCUCGGCCGCGCAGCGGCCGGCCUCUUCUCCAUAGAAGGCGACACGACGCAGGAGAGUUGCUUCGAGCAGGUGGCGGUGCAGCUGGAAAUGUCGGCAGCGGCUGAUGAACUAGAAGCGCACCUCCGCGAGGCAUGCCAGCACCCACCGGCUGUCGAUGAAGCGCGUCCCUGCUUCCCCAGCGAAGCGAUCGGUGGGAGCGACCUGCCGCUGUCGCCGUCGUUGCUGUCGUGCUUGAAUGAGUGUCACACGUUCCGCUGGAGCCACGGCUUGCUGGACGGCCCACGUGGACUCGUGGACCUCUUGCCGAAUCUCUGUCACUUGACGCUGCGCGGCCAGGCACUCACAGAUGUUCAUCCGCUACUUCUCCUGCGUCGACUCGAAAGCCUGAACCUGGCGGAGAACCACCUCACCGAGCUGCCCUGCCUGGAGGAACUUAAGGCGCUGCGCGAGCUAGUACUGGACUUCAACGAGCUAACGACGCUCCCUCUGACUCUUGGGCCUCUUCCGUCGCUUCGCAUGCUCAGCGCCUCCGGCAACAAGAUUGCGCAGGUUGACGUGAACCUCUUUCUGAGGAGCACGAAUGGCACCGCUGCACUCGGCCCGCCCUCCCCUCCAGCCACGGCACCGAAGCUCGAGGCGCUGUACCUCAUGUACAACCGCAUCGCCGAUAUGAACAUCAUUUACGCCCUCCGUGAUGUGCCGUCCCUGCUGAUCCUGAACGUCGCCGGGAACCCCUGCACGGCCCCCCGCGGCGCUGCCGACGAGGACGAAGUGCGGCCGUACCUGAUUCAUGCGUUUCCGCAGCUGAAGGUGCUGGACGGCGUCUCCAUCUCGGCCGCGGAGAUGGCCAAAGCGCGUGAGGUGUACGCCGGGAAAAUCAACGGCGACCUUCUCAUUGAGCGUGCUCGCGGCCCUCCAGAGAUGUGGUCGUCGAUGCGCAGUCUUAACCUCUCCCACUGCUCUCUCAAGGAGGUGAACCUGCUGGAACCCUUUACGUCGCUCGAGGUGCUGCAUCUGCAGCACAACUUGCUCGUGAGCGUCCUUGGGGUGGCCAUGCUAACAGAGCUGACAGCGCUGGACCUGUCGCACAACCGUCUCGGGUCGGCGCCGUGGCGCAACCCGAUCGGCGGUGCACUCAACGCCAACGGCACGGGCGCCCCCGCCGCGGCGGGUCCUAACGGAGCGGCUACGACGGCUCCGGCAGCACUGGGCGACACCCUCGCGCGCCUCAGGCGUCUCCAGUCCCUCUCCCUGGAGGCGAACCAACUCACCGAUCUCAGCACGCUAAAGCUGAGCUUCCCACACUUGAAGUUUCUCAACCUUCGCUGCAACGAGCUGCAGUUCAUUCAGCGCGGGCUGGAAAAUCUGCCGGAGCUGCGUGAGUUGCUGCUGGACCAGAACAAACUGCGCGGCCUUGGCAGCGAUUCCUUUGCCACGAACAAGAGGCUGAUCAUCCUGUCUGCGGAGAACAACGCCUUGCGCUCCGUCGAAGGACUGCAACGGUGCAGAGCACUGGAACAGGUGCGGCUUGGGGCAAACCGGCUGGGCGAUCUGAGCGCGUUGCUGAACGAUCUGCAGUCUUGCCCUUUGAAGGCCGCCGUGCUCGUGGGCAACCCCAUCGCGCGCAAGACCAACUACCGCGCUGCCGUCAUUGCGCGCUUUACGCAGUUAACAGAUCUCGACCGGCGUGUGGUGACGCAGGACGAGCGGGACAAGGCCGCCUCGGCGCGCAUGAUGGAGCUGGUAGCGCCGCCGAAUGUAGUGAUCGACAUGAACUAUUUCGCGGGCAUGGGUGCAGCGCCAGCAGGGUCACCAGGGCUACCGCUGCAGAACGGGUUCAGCAUGAACGGCUUGGCUGGAGCCGCCCUGAACGGCGGAACGGCUUUCUCUUCGCGGGGUCGAGGAGUCACUGCGCCGGUCAACGGAGCGGCGGUGAAGCUGAGUCCCUCUCAGCCACAGUUGACGGGCAUUCGUGCCGCGAUGGUGCCGAACAAGCGGGGCGGGGACGCCGAUCGGCUUGCUGCGAAUCAACGCAUUCGACCCUACCGCCGCUGA
Messenger RNA from Leishmania mexicana MHOM/GT/2001/U1103, 5352 nucleotides. RefSeq lists its product as hypothetical. The coding region runs from base 1 to 5352 and encodes 1783 amino acids. Gene Ontology annotation, molecular function: protein binding. Lineage: Eukaryota; Euglenozoa; Kinetoplastea; Trypanosomatida; Trypanosomatidae. The transcript has a single exon. The record is from RefSeq and is a predicted model, not a curated record.